UAGCACUAAAACAUUCCCACUUUACAAAAUUCCUUCUUUUGCAUUUCCAUGUUUAUCAUUUUCGCUACUAUGUGAUUCUUUGAUCUUUCUUUUUCAUAAAAAAGUAAAAAAAAGUAGUAUAUUUCUUGAAGCAGUGCUGCCAGUCUGCCACCAAACCUGUCUUUGAAUCCAAGUUUACUAAACUGGGGUUUGCUUCAAUCUUUAUAGCUUCACCUACUAAGAUUUUUCUACCGAUUUCCUUUCCGGAUUCGCCAAACGAUUCAGAGAUUUGAAACCCUUUGAGUCUGCUUACUUGAAAAAGAUUCUUCAUCGACCGCUGUUCUCCAAAAUCUUGAUUUUCUCUUUCCAUCUUGUUCCCGAAUCUUCUUAUUUCAUGGGUUUUCAUGUAAUUUCUUGGACACUCCUGCUUUGACGAGUUCAUAGUGUUCUAGAGAGAGAAAGUUGCAAGUGAUAGAGAGAUUAAGAUGAAACGAUCGAUUCCAUUAAAACUUUUUUUGAUUACUUUCGGACUGUUUCUAGCUACUACCGAUGCUGGUCAACCAAUUGAAGUUCAUGCUCUCGCAAUGUUUAAAGAAGCCAUAUUUGAUGACCCAUUAUUGGUUUUAUCAAGCUGGAAUGUUCUAGAUUCAGAUCCUUGUAACUGGGUUGGUGUUUCUUGUUCCGGAAAUCAAGUCACAAAGUUGAACAUUUCUGGCUCAUCUAUAAAGGGGUUUAUUGCUCGGGAACUUUUUCAGCUUUCAGCCUUACAAGAACUGAUUUUACAUGGCAACAAGCUCAUUGGUUCAAUACCCAAAGAAAUUGGAUCCCUAAAGAACCUGAAAAUUUUGGAUUUGGGGAUGAACCAGAUAUCUGGACCGAUUCCUCAUGAGAUUGGGAAUUUGGUUAACAUUGUAAAAAUAAACCUGCAGUCAAAUGGGUUGACUGGUCAACUGCCUUCAGAGCUUGGGAAUCUUAAGUACCUUCAAGAACUUCGGUUGGACAGAAAUAAGUUGAGAGGAUCUGUUCCAGGUGGCAAUUCUUCAAGCAUUGUUUCAAACACCCAAGGAAUGUUUGCUUCAAAUGUGACAAGAUUAGGUUUUUGUCGUUCGAAUUCCUUAAAAGUUGCAGAUUUCUCGUACAAUUUUCUUAUUGGGAGCAUACCUAAGUGCUUGGGGUAUCUUCCUAGGACAAGCUUUCAAGGGAAUUGCCUACCCAUUAAAGAUAUCAAGCAACGAACUUCUGAACAAUGUGGUUCUCCUCCUCAAGCUCAAACUCGUAAUACUGGAGAGAUGAAGCGCCAUCCUACUACAGAUGAAAGCAACCAACAAACUUCUGCUUCAAAACCAGUGUGGCUUCUAGCUCUAGAAGUAUCAACUGGAGUAACCGUUGGUUUGCUCUUUCUUGUUGCUAUUUUUACAACUAUUCAUAGAUGCAAAAACAAACCUUCGAUUAUCAUCCCUUGGAAGAAAUCAAGAAGUGAUAGAGACCAUAUGGCAAUGUAUACAGAUCCGAAUGUGUUGAAAGAUGUGAUGAGAUACAAUCGACAUGAACUUGAAGUAGCAUGUGAAGAUUUUAGCAACAUUAUCGGUUCCUCAUCAGAUAGUUUGGUUUACAAAGGGACCAUGAAAGGUGGGCCCGAAAUUGCAGUGAUAUCACUUUGCAUCAAAGAAGAGCAUUGGACUGGCUAUCUUGAGCUCUAUUAUCAGAAAGAGGUAGCAGAUUUAGCAAGACUAAAUCAUGAGAACACAGGGAAACUGCUGGGCUAUUGUAUAGAAAGCACUCCAUUUACAAGAAUGUUAGUCUUUGAAUAUGCAUCAAAUGGGACGUUAUAUGAGCACCUCCAUUAUGAAGAAGGAUGCCAACUAAGCUGGACUAGAAGAAUGAAGAUUGUUAUAGGCAUUGCAAAAGGCCUAAAGUAUCUUCACACAGAAAUUGAACCACCAUUUACUAUAUCCGAGUUAAAUUCUAGUGCAGUAUAUCUCACGGAAGACUUUUCGCCUAAGCUUGUUGAUUUUGAAAGCUGGAAAUCGAUUCUUACAAGAUCAGAAAAUAACUCGCGUUGUAUUAGCAAUGAGGGUGCUAUUUGUGUUCUUCCAAGUUCUUUGGAAGGAAGACAGUUAGAUAUCCAAGGCAACAUUUAUGCUUUUGGUGUUCUUUUGUUGGAAAUAAUCAGUGGGCGCCCACCACUUUGCAAGGAUAAAGGAUGCUUAGUAGAUUGGGCUAAAGAUUAUCUUGAAAGACCAGAAGAAAUGGCUUCUGUUGUUGAUCCUGCUCUGAAACAUUUCAGAGAUGAAGAUUUAAAGGUGAUAUGUGAAGUGGUUUCAAUUUGCAUUCAUUUAAGGCCUCGAGAUCAAGUCUCAAUGCAAGAUUUGUGUGCAAUCUUGGAAAGCAAAAUUGACACUUCGGUUUCUUCAGAGCUCAAGGCAUCUUCUUUAGCUUGGGCUGAGCUGGCACUUUCUUCAUGAUCCAAAUUAUAUAAUAAAAACCUAACAAAAUGUAAAUUAAAGAUGUAUACGUAUGUGAUUAAAGAUUGUUGCUUGAUGAGUUUUAUGUAAAUUUUGGUGUAAUGUAAGAGUAUAGAGUGAGUUUUAUUGCUG
Messenger RNA from Lactuca virosa, 2576 nucleotides. The record is from the annotation of a GenBank genome assembly. NCBI's taxonomy places the organism in Eukaryota, Viridiplantae, Streptophyta, Magnoliopsida, Asterales, Asteraceae.